GCGCGGCCCGGAGCGGCGGCGCCUUCCUGCCUCCUCGCCCUCGGGACUCGCUGGACCUUUGGGCAGAAAACGCGGAGCAGGGCCGGGGAGGACGCGCCGAGAGCGGGCGGAGACGGUUCGGGCCGGCGGCCGGCGGGCUCCUCCCGUCCUGGGGUCGGUGCUCCCCUCUCCCCCUCCCGCCUCCCGCUCAGCCUCUCCAUUUAUUUUUUCAAAUGCUGUGGCCGCCAGAGGUGCGGUGCUGAAUUCUUGGAAGGGGCCCGGAUGUGCUGAGGAUGCAUUACAAUUUCUCUGAAGGAGGCAGUAGUGGAAAGGAUCAGUUUUGGGUGUUUGAUGCCAUAAUGGGAAUCAGGUAAUCAUCAGAAGGGAGGAAGAGAUACUGCAGAUCCACGGCUCCCUCGAAUUUUGCACGGAAGCCGCCGGCCUCGGAGGAGGGAUUAGCGCAGACCCGCCUGGGGGUGUUUGACAUUCCUCUUUGUGGCUUCGUCUCCUCCUAAAACAAUUCUUGCUCCAUGGUCAAUGAGAACACGAGGAUGUACAUCCCAGAGGAAAACCACCAAGGUCCCAGCUAUGGGAGCCCGCGCCCGGCUCAUACCAACAUGAACGCCAACGCGGCCGCGGGGCUGGCCCCCGAGCACAUCCCCACGCCGGGGGCCGCGCUGUCCUGGCAGGCGGCCAUCGACGCGGCCCGGCAGGCCAAGCUGAUGGGCAGCGCCGGCAACGCCACCAUCUCCACGGUCAGCUCCACGCAGCGCAAGCGGCAGCAGUACGGCAAACCCAAGAAGCAGGGCAGCACCACGGCCACCCGCCCGCCCCGCGCGCUGCUCUGCCUGACCCUGAAGAACCCCAUCCGGAGGGCCUGCAUCAGCAUUGUGGAGUGGAAGCCAUUUGAAAUCAUUAUUUUACUGACGAUUUUUGCCAAUUGCGUGGCCUUAGCCAUCUACAUCCCCUUCCCAGAAGACGACUCCAACGCCACCAAUUCCAACCUGGAGCGAGUGGAGUACCUCUUCCUCAUCGUUUUCACUGUGGAGGCGCUGUUAAAAGUCAUUGCCUACGGACUCCUCUUCCACCCGAACGCUUACCUGCGCAACGGCUGGAAUCUCCUCGACUUCAUCAUUGUGGUUGUCGGGCUCUUCUCUGCCAUCUUAGAGCAAGCCACCAAAGCGGACGGGGCGAACGCACUCGGAGGGAAGGGGGCUGGAUUCGACGUGAAGGCGCUGAGGGCGUUCCGCGUGCUGCGGCCCCUGCGGCUGGUGUCCGGCGUCCCAAGCCUGCAGGUGGUCCUGAACUCCAUCAUCAAAGCCAUGGUGCCCCUGCUGCACAUCGCGCUGCUGGUGCUGUUCGUCAUCAUCAUCUACGCCAUCAUCGGCCUGGAGCUCUUCAUGGGAAAGAUGCACAAGACCUGCUACAGCGAGGAGGGCGCCGCAGAUGUCCCGGCAGAAGACGACCCCUCCCCCUGCGCCCUGGAGACGGGCCACGGGCGCCAGUGCCAGAACGGCACGGUGUGCAAGCCAGGGUGGGACGGGCCCAAGCACGGCAUCACCAACUUUGACAACUUCGCCUUCGCCAUGCUCACCGUGUUCCAGUGCAUCACCAUGGAGGGCUGGACCGACGUGCUGUACUGGGUCAAUGAUGCCGUGGGAAGGGACUGGCCCUGGAUCUAUUUUGUUACACUAAUCAUCAUAGGGUCAUUUUUUGUACUUAACUUGGUUCUCGGUGUCCUUAGCGGAGAGUUUUCCAAAGAGAGGGAGAAGGCCAAGGCCCGGGGCGACUUCCAGAAGCUGCGGGAGAAGCAGCAGCUGGAGGAGGACCUGAAGGGCUACCUGGACUGGAUCACGCAGGCGGAGGACAUAGAGCCCGAGAACGAGGACGAGGGCCUGGACGAGGAGAGACCCCGCAACAUGAGCAUGCCCACCAGUGAGACCGAGUCGGUCAACACCGAAAACGUGGCUGGAGGCGACAUCGAGGGAGAAAACUGCGGGGCCCGACUGGCCCACCGGAUCUCCAAGUCCAAGUUCAGCCGCUACUGGCGCCGAUGGAACCGGUUCUGCAGGAGGAAGUGCCGUGCGGCCGUGAAGUCGAGCAUCUUCUACUGGCUGGUCAUCUUCCUGGUGUUCCUCAACACGCUCACCAUCGCCUCCGAGCACUACAACCAGCCCCACUGGCUCACGGAGGUCCAAGACACAGCCAACAAGGCCCUGCUGGCCCUCUUCACGGCCGAGAUGCUGCUCAAGAUGUACAGCCUGGGGCUGCAGGCCUACUUCGUGUCGCUCUUCAACCGCUUCGACUGCUUCAUCGUGUGCGGCGGCAUCCUGGAGACCAUCCUGGUGGAGACCAAGGUCAUGUCCCCGCUGGGCAUCUCCGUGCUGAGAUGCGUCCGCCUCCUGCGCAUAUUUAAGAUCACGAGGUACUGGAACUCCCUGAGCAACCUGGUGGCCUCCCUGCUCAACUCCGUGCGCUCCAUCGCCUCCCUGCUGCUGCUGCUCUUCCUCUUCAUCAUCAUCUUCUCCCUCCUGGGGAUGCAGCUCUUCGGAGGGAAGUUCAACUUCGACGAGAUGCAGACCCGCAGGAGCACGUUCGACAACUUUCCGCAGUCCCUGCUCACCGUGUUUCAGAUCCUGACCGGGGAGGACUGGAACUCGGUGAUGCAUGAUGGCAUCAUGGCUUAUGGCGGCCCCUCUUUUCCAGGGAUGCUAGUCUGUAUUUACUUCAUCAUCCUCUUCAUCUGUGGGAACUAUAUCCUACUGAAUGUGUUCUUGGCCAUUGCUGUGGACAACCUGGCAGAUGCUGAGAGCCUCACCUCUGCCCAGAAGGAGGAGGAAGAAGAGAAGGAGAGAAAGAAGCUGGCCAGGACUGCCAGCCCAGAGAAGAAACAAGAGAUGGUGGAGAAGCCAGCAGUGGAGGAGACCAAGGAGGAAAAAAUUGAGCUGAAAUCCAUCACAGCCGCCGGAGAGUCCCCGCCGGCCACCAAGAUCAACAUGGAUGACCUCCAGCCCAACGAAAGUGAGGACAAGGCUUCCUACCCCCGCCCGGAAGCAACAGGAGAGGAGGACGAGGAGGAGCCGGAGAUGCCGGUGGGCCCGCGCCCGCGCCCUCUCUCUGAGCUGCACCUGAAGGAGAAGGCCGUGCCCAUGCCAGAAGCCAGCGCUUUCUUCAUCUUCAGCGCCAACAACAGGUUCCGCCUUCAGUGCCACCGCAUCGUCAACGACUCCAUCUUCACCAACCUGAUCCUCUUCUUCAUCCUGCUCAGCAGCGUCUCCCUGGCCGCCGAGGACCCGGUCCAGCACACCUCCUUCAGGAACCACAUUCUGUUUUAUUUUGACAUUGUUUUCACUACCAUUUUCACCAUUGAAAUUGCUCUGAAGAUGACCGCCUACGGGGCCUUCCUGCACAAGGGCUCCUUCUGCCGGAACUACUUCAACAUCCUUGACCUGCUGGUGGUCAGCGUGUCCCUCAUCUCCUUCGGCAUCCAGUCCAGCGCCAUCAAUGUGGUGAAGAUCCUGCGGGUCCUCAGGGUGCUCAGGCCCCUCCGGGCCAUCAACAGGGCCAAGGGGCUGAAGCACGUGGUGCAGUGCGUGUUCGUGGCCAUCCGCACCAUCGGGAACAUCGUGAUCGUCACCACGCUGCUCCAGUUCAUGUUCGCCUGCAUCGGGGUCCAGCUCUUCAAGGGCAAGCUCUACACCUGUUCCGACAGCUCCAAGCAGACGGAGGCGGAGUGCAGGGGGAACUACAUCACGUACAAGGACGGGGAGGUUGACCACCCCAUCGUCCAGCCCCGCAGCUGGGAGAACAGCAAGUUUGACUUCGACAACGUUCUGGCCGCCAUGAUGGCCCUGUUCACCGUCUCCACCUUUGAGGGGUGGCCAGAGCUGCUGUACCGCUCCAUCGACUCCCACACGGAGGACAAGGGCCCCAUCUACAACUACCGCGUGGAGAUCUCCGUCUUCUUCAUCAUCUACAUCAUCAUCAUCGCCUUCUUCAUGAUGAACAUAUUCGUGGGCUUCGUCAUCGUCACCUUCCAGGAGCAGGGGGAGCAGGAGUACAAGAACUGCGAGCUGGACAAGAACCAGCGGCAGUGCGUGGAGUACGCCCUGAAGGCCCGGCCCCUGCGGAGGUACAUCCCCAAGAACCAGCACCAGUACAAGGUGUGGUACGUGGUCAACUCCACCUACUUCGAGUACCUGAUGUUCGUCCUCAUCCUGCUCAACACCAUCUGCCUGGCCAUGCAGCACUACGGGCAGAGCUGCCUGUUCAAAAUCGCCAUGAACGUCCUGAACAUGCUCUUCACCGGCCUCUUCACAGUGGAGAUGCUUCUCAAGCUCAUCGCCUUCAAGCCCAAGGGUUACUUUAGUGACCCCUGGAAUGUCUUUGACUUCCUCAUCGUAAUUGGCAGCGUAAUUGACGUCAUUCUCAGUGAGACGAAUCACUAUUUCUGUGAUGCAUGGAACACGUUUGACGCCUUGAUUGUUGUGGGUAGCAUUGUUGAUAUAGCGAUCACCGAGGUAAACCCAGCUGAACAUACCCAAUGUUCUCCCUUUAUGAACGCGGAGGAGAACUCCCGCAUCUCCAUCACCUUCUUCCGCCUCUUCCGGGUCAUGCGCCUGGUCAAACUGCUGAGCCGCGGGGAGGGCAUCCGGACCCUGCUGUGGACCUUCAUCAAGUCCUUUCAGGCCCUGCCCUACGUGGCCCUCCUGAUCGUGAUGCUCUUCUUCAUCUACGCCGUCAUCGGGAUGCAGGUGUUUGGGAAAAUCGCCCUGAACGACACGACGGAGAUCAACCGGAACAACAACUUCCAGACCUUCCCCCAGGCCGUGCUGCUGCUCUUCAGGUGCGCCACGGGUGAGGCCUGGCAGGACAUCAUGCUGGCCUGCAUGCCUGGGAAGAAGUGCGCCCCCGAGUCGGAGCCAGGCAACAGCACGGAGGGGGAGACGCCCUGCGGCAGCAGCUUCGCCGUCUUCUACUUCAUCAGCUUCUACAUGCUGUGUGCCUUCCUGAUCAUCAACCUCUUUGUGGCCGUCAUCAUGGACAACUUUGACUACCUGACGCGGGACUGGUCCAUCCUGGGUCCCCACCACUUGGACGAGUUUAAGAGAAUCUGGGCGGAGUAUGACCCUGAAGCCAAGGGCCGCAUCAAACACCUGGAUGUGGUGACGCUGCUGCGGCGCAUCCAGCCCCCGCUGGGUUUCGGGAAGCUGUGCCCUCACCGCGUGGCCUGCAAACGCCUGGUCUCCAUGAACAUGCCUCUCAACAGCGACGGGACGGUCAUGUUCAACGCCACGCUGUUCGCCCUGGUCCGGACAGCCCUGAGGAUCAAAACGGAAGGGAACCUGGAGCAGGCCAACGAGGAGCUGCGGGCCAUCAUCAAGAAGAUCUGGAAGCGGACGAGCAUGAAGCUGCUGGACCAGGUGGUGCCGCCCGCAGGAGACGACGAGGUCACGGUCGGCAAGUUUUACGCCACCUUCCUGAUCCAGGAGUACUUCCGGAAGUUCAAGAAGCGCAAAGAGCAGGGCCUCGUGGGCAAGCCCUGCCAGAGGAGCGCCCUGUCCCUGCAGGCUGGCCUGCGCACCCUGCAUGACCUGGGGCCCGAGAUCCGCAGGGCCAUCUCCGGGGACCUGACGGCCGAGGAGGAGCUGGACAAAGCCAUGAAGGAGGCGGUGUCCGCAGCCUCGGAGGACGACAUCUUCAGGAGGGCCGGAGGCCUGUUCGGCAACCACGUCGGCUACUACCCCAGCGACGGCCGGAGCGCCUUCCCGCAGACCUUCACCACGCAGCGGCCCCUGCACAUCAGCAAGGCGGGCAGCAGCCAGGCCGACCCCGAGUCGCCCUCCCACGAGAAGCUAGUGGACUCCACCUUCACACCCAGCAGCUACUCAUCCACGGGCUCCAACGCCAACAUCAACAAUGCCAACAACACGGCCCUGGGCCGCUGCCCCCGCCCUGCCGGCGACCCGGGGGCUGUCAGCACGCUGGAGGGCUGCGGGACCCCCUUGUCCCCCGCCGUCCGGCUGCAGGAGGCCGCGUGGAGGCACAGCUCCAAGAGGUGCCCCUCCCGGGAGAGUCCGAUAGCCAUGGUGUGCCCAGAGGAGGCCUCUCGGGGCGAGGCCCGUGACAUGCAGACGCGUGAGGACGCGGAGUUCGGCAGCGAGCCCAGCCUGAUCCCCACCGAGAUGCUCUCCUAUCAGGAUGACGAGAGCCGACAGCUGACACCCCCCGAGGAGGACAGGAGGGACGUCCGGCUAUCUCCAAAGAGAGGCUUCCUGCGCUCCGCCUCCCUAGGUCGAAGGGCCUCCUUCCACCUGGAGUGUCUGAAGCGGCAGAGGAAUCACUGGGGAGACGUCUCUCAGAAGACGGUCCUGCCCUUGCACCUGGUUCACCAGCAGGCAUUGGCAGUGGCGGGCCUGAGCCCCCUCCUCCAGAGAAGCCAUCCCCCCAGCACCCUCCCCCUGCCGUGCACAACACCCCCUGCCACGCCGGGCGCCCGCGGCCGGCCCCCGCAGCCCGUGCCCACCCUGCAGCUGGAGGGGGCCGAGGCCGUGGAGAAGCUCGACAGCAGCUUCCCGUCCAUCCACUGCAGCCACCGGCCGGGGGAGCCCACGCCGGAUGCCCCCCGGAGAGCCCGGCCUGUGUCCCUGAUGGUGCCCAGCCCAGCGGUGGCCCGGGGCCGCCAGCUCCACGGCAGCGCCAGCAGCUUGGUGGAAGCGGUCUUGAUCUCGGAAGGACUGGGAAAGUUUGCUCAGGACCCCAAGUUCCUGGAGGCCACCACGCAAGAGCUGGCAGACGCCUGCGACAUGACGAUAGAGGAGAUGGAGAGUGCGGCCGACAACAUUCUCAGCGGGGGCGCCGGGCAAAGCCCCAACGGCACCCUGCUUCCUUUUGCAAACUGCAGGGACCCGGGGCCGGACAGAGCGGGGGGCACGGAGGAUGCGGCCUGGGCGCCCAGCCCCGAGCCCCCUGAGAGCGAGGAGGAGCUCCUGGACCAUGGGGCCUUGGUCAGCAGCCUGUAGCAGCCGGGCGGGACGUGCCGGGGUUUUUUAUUUGUUUCAAUGUUCCUAAUGGGUUCGUUUCAGAAGUGCCUCACUGUCCUCGUGACCUGGAGUAAACCGGAACAGCGUCUUCAUUCAUUGCGUGGGGACAAGACCGGGUGGGGUGGCGUGGAGAGAAACGGCCGCAGUCUGUGUCCACGUUGGGGCAGCCCUGGGGGAGGAGGCGCGAGAACCAGGGAGGGGACCCCAGCCGCCUGCCCUCCCCAUGGCCGCCCCGGCUCGCCGGCCGGCCCUUACCCAAAGGACCCAGGCUAAACGGGUGUCUUUCAACUUUGCUUGUAAAAAAUCAUUUUGCACAUAUUCUGUAUGAGCCUCACUGUCUCCGUAGAGCCAGGGCCCUGUGGAUUCGCAGAAGGAAGCCAGGCCCUAGCCCCAGCCCAAGGGAGGAGGGAGCAGCAGGGGGCGGGGUGAGGGGGUGGCAUGAGCGUCACACCAAGGCUACCCGCGGCCGGACCCCCCUCCGGCCCGGCCACGGCCACGGCCACGGCCACGUGUGCGCCCGGCGGGUAGUGGGCGAGACCGAGUGGUGCUGAGCUGCCAGCCCGCGCUCUUUUGGUUUGGGAUUUGACGUUUUCCUCAACAGCAUGUUUCAUUUGGGGGCUUUUGUUUUGUUUUUUUCUUUUGUUCUACCAGUGGGCGGGGAGGAAGAGGAGCAUUUUCCAAGCUUUGCAGCCCCCCACCUUAUUGUUUUCACUCUUGCAAAUGGAAAUUGGGUUUGGUUUUGUUGUGCUACUUAAUAAGAUCAUGGGUUCCUUUUCUACGGAGGAGUCUACUGAGCCGCCGUGGAGAGUUUUACCAGCCACUGUGUACACCCACUAAUGUGUUAUAGUUUCUGUAGGUAGUGACAAGAUGUUUUCGGUUUGGUUUCAUAAGUUAAAGGUAGCCAGCAAUGCACUUGGUACUGUUGUGCACAGAUGUGCGUCAUAGCGGGUGCCCGAGAGGGGAAGCACGCGCGGGGGCCUCCGGAGAGCGCGUGAUGUGUGCGCGGGGGUCGUCGGUGUGCGGCCGGGGUCUUCUCUGCACCUGCCAGUCAGCCCGCCGCUCCCACUUCUGGGCUUAACUGUGGGGAGAUUUGAAUCUGGGGCCAUGAAAGCAAAAACAAACCACUGUCUCUGCUUCUGAAACGGGAUUCAGUAACUCUCUGCAUUUUCUGUCCCACAAGAUAUGCAAAAACAAUGCAAUAAUAUUCAUUUUCAAAAUACAAUUGUGAGUUGUGUUGGCAUUACAACUGUAUUUAAAAAACACAUGGAAGUGUGAGGGAGAACCUCAGAGGCGCUUUGCUUCGGUUUGUCCGUGCGACGCUCACCGCGUUGGUGGUGUUUCUGCUGGAGAGAGGUUACACUUGAAUUCAGGUCAGUCUCGGUAUUUUACAAAUAUUUUUUUAAAACUGAAUUGCAAUUGUGCCAAGCGAAUAUAAUGAGUUGAACUAAGUUUGUUUUUGAAUUCACUCCUUGUAUAUUUGCUGCAUGUAAGUAAACCAUUUUGUAUUUGGAGUGUGACAAGCUUUACCUUUGACCUCUGAAAUGCUUUUCUGUGUGUGGUUGGGGUCAGAAAACAGCUCUUCUUUUCAUCUGUGUGAUGAGUGCAGCCCCCCGCCCCCCAGGGCAGGUCCCGAUGCCAAGUCAGCGUCCACACGCGGGUGGACCUCACUGUUUUGCAUAUCUUGUGUUCGCUUCCGUUUCCCUGGGUUUUCCCAAAACUGGGUGAUCGUGUGUCUGCAUCUUGCUUUGAGAGACCAGGACACUUCUUAUCCCAACCUUACUCCGUCUGCUCUGCCCCCGUUCUCUGAUCUGGGGUCUGGAAUUCCUCCAGGAACAGCCCCUCCCCAGGAGGGGCCGUGAAGCGCCCCAACCAGUCUCUCUGUCACCAGGCUGGUGUCCGCGUCCCCCACGAGAGAGGCAGCCGACCUUGCCAUCUACCCCACGGAACAGGCGUUCCUCAGGGAAGCGUUCCCUGGCCAGGAGAGUGGACUGUCGGAGGGCAGGGCGCACUCUGCCACACCCGGACCGCAGGGGCUGGAGCCCGACAGCAGUAAAAUCCUGUCCAUCCAAAGCCAGGUCCAUCUCACUCACUGCUCUACCUGGGCUCCCCCUGGAGCAGGACUUCCUCCAGCUGACUGUCGUGGAGUGGAGGCCACAGGGGGCCAGGACCAGUGCGGAGAGUCAGGAGCGCGCAGUAACCAUGGGGCCAGAGGCGUUGCGGGGCAUCUCUGCCUGUCUGCAUCCACCUGGACAUCACCUGGGGUGCUGCUUCCUUCAGACAGAUUUCAACAGCGAUGGCUGACAAGGGACGGAUGUGGGGGAAACCACACGCAACCGUCCACCCACAGCGUCCUUCGCAGUCCCAGGGCUCUCAGCCCUUCCAGGCACGCGCUCACAGGAGCAGCUCGGAAACGAUGCAGGGCAUGUCCCCUCCGCGGUGGAGAUGAGCGUCACUCUGAAGCCCCUGUGCUCUCGCCCCGGGUGGCUUACAGUCUGGAAAAUCCCGGUCCCCCGACUUCCUAGGCUCCUUCUCCAUGCCAUCGAGGUCUCCUAGAAAUUAAGUUCCAGUGUCGUCCGUCCUCCGUCCAGUGUCCCAAAUGUCUACCACUGGCCAUGGCGAUGUUUGAUGGGAUGGGGUGGGGGCCCUCGGGUCCAUCCCUGGGUCCCGCUGUACCUUUGGCCCCGGAUAGGAAUUUGGAAUCUUAACUGACCUCACACACCCACCACAAGCUCAGCCUCCUUGAGCUGCCUUCUGCUUCCUCUUGGACUUUUCAUCCGUGUCACCGAAUCUCACCAGCCAGCUACUUCCAGGGCUCUGCCGUGGGCAUCCCCUCGCCUGCUUGCCCUUGGCCGUCCGCCGGCUCCCCGUCCUGCGCCUGCAGGACCCGGGUCCGCAAGGCAAGGGCUGGUGGGCUGCUGGGAAGGGGCGCGGCUCAGACAGGAGCGCCGCUGGGGAGGGCUCUUCCCGAACCUGAGCUCACGACCGGCGUGGUCGGGGUGGACGUGUGACACCUGCCACCCUCUUCCACAGUGUGGCGCUGCCUCUCCAUCCAAAACAGAACUUUCCUGUGGCCUUCACAGCAGAAUCGACAGGCCUUGUGAAAACCCAGAGUGACAGGAGAAGCUAAGACAGCUCAGGCCCCAGAGCCCAGGCCCCAGGUCAGGUCGGCCUGGUUUGCGUUCGGCCCGUCUGGUGGCCUCUCUCGUUUCCACCUUGGUCGUAACAGAUGCUCACUGUCUCCUUCCCACCCGCCCCUAGGAGGUUCUGUCUGGUCUUGGGGUGGAAGGGAAGGCUUUCUCUCCACGUCGUGGCUUCAUUCAUGAACGUUCUCUGCUUUGCUUCCGAAGCUCUUCCUUCUAGUCUCUUCCCGCAUCUCCCAAGUCGGACUGUGAGCCCAGGGGUCUUUCUCACCAGGUCUUUGCCCUCCUCCGUGCCCCCGCUUCCGAGUCCCCAGGGCUGGGCUGGAGUGGAGCGGCCCCCGCGUUCCCUGCCAGAACAUCUGGUCCCUCGGCCGAGGGAGCCACAGCCAAGCACAUCCACCGGGGCUGAGAAAGGAGGGCACCGGAAAGGCAGGAGUCCGGAGGUCGUCGAGGGGGCCAGGUGGUUCUCCAGGGGCCAGCAGGUGCCCACCCCCACCCCCAAAGGCCAGGAGUGAGAGCGAGGACUCAGACCGGGCCCAGGGAAGAGGCGGGGUGGUCAGGGCUCCAAGGGUUGCUACGGAGGGUGAGGACAUCCCACCUUGGAUGGAGGCCUGGAACAGCGGACAGGCCACUGAGAGUCAGAAACAGUUCAGCAAAGUCGCCAAGGAAAGGGCCAUCUUGUAUCGACCCUCGGAGACCCUGGCUGGUCAAAAACUUGCUGCCAGAGUCCAAGCCAGUGCCGUUUUUGUACAGAUGUGACUGUGUUCUGGGGAAGAGUCGGCACAGAACCGGAGGGGAAUGGGGUUCCGGGAGGGCACGUUCUGACUCCCUGUUUUGGUUCCGUGUUCCAGAAGGAAGGGUCGGGUUCAACCCCCUAUCGUGGCCAGGACAGUGGAGAGGCUGUGGCCUCAAGGAUGUGCUUUGGAAGAAGAGAAAAAUAAAACGGGUCUUGCUUUGUUUUCCCAGCCAGACCAUCCCAUUUGUCUGGGUGUGGGCUGUCUGCCACCCUGUCCCCCUCUGCCGACGUCCCUUCUGCAUGUUCGCCGCCUCCCACCCGGAACGCCAAGGCCCAAGGGGGACGAAGGGAGGGCAAGGCUGUCCGGAUGGAGCCUCCCCACCUUUCCCAGCGGCCCCCUCCUCCCCGGUCCAGUGAGACGGGUCCUGGGAGCAGAUUCCUAUAGUUUCUUGGUGGAUGCAUUUCUGGGGUUAACUUUAUUUAUUUAUGUAUUUAUUUUUGUUUCAAAGCAAGGAAACAUUGCUUUGUGGGGCCAGAUUCCAAACUGGUGAAUGGGUUUCUGCCAGGUUUCCACAUUGUACACGCACACACACACACUCAGGCUCCCACCCUUAAGAGGCAGGUGCUGGCACUCCGGCUGAGCGAGACACAAAGGGCUUUGUCCUCCUCUCAGGAGGCUGCGCACUGAGCAGAGAGGAACUUCCCUGGGUGGAAACGUGCGUCUGGACCUAUGAGUACUGUGAACUGAGCAUCAUGUGUCGACAACGAGAAACUACGGCCACACCUAAAGUCCGUUCUCCUGAUGUGGCUUUAGGACACUUGGUCACAGCAGAUGGUGGGGAAGCCCCACGGGCUCCCCGCGGCUUUAAGGAAGCCUCCUCAUGGUGUCUGAAGGGGAGGCAGGGCCGCAGCGGGUGUCCCGUCAGCCUGAGUCGCGCAGAGUCCAUGAAUUCCCUUUCUCCACGCACCUGGGGGAGACCAGACAGAGGAGAGCCUACGUGUUACGUGAGCCGAGUCACAGCCCCCUCCAGGUGUCACAGGGGUCUCCCCUUUGAGGGGCGUCCGGGAACCCCGGUUUUCAGAAUCAGUCAUCUUGGGAACGUGGCACGACAUUUAAUCCCCAGGAAUCAGUUACAGCCAGUUUGUCCCCUGCAAUUACACUGCGUCAGAAACUGGCCAGAGCAGCUCUGGGAGGAGACACGGAGGGGGCCCGGGGGCUGUGGGCCAGGAAGAGGACGGGUCACUGGGCGCCAAGCCCCCUCCCCUCAGACUUCCCAACACAGGAAAACUACACAGAGGCUUGAAAAGGGAAAAGCAACACUUGAGACUCGGGGGCAGACGGUUUAUGGCGGCCUCCUUCAGAGAGGCAGGCUCCCACCGCCCCACCACAUGCACCCCUCCCCGACGUGUCGCCUCACACCCCCGGCGCUGGUCUCUGGAGCCUCAUGGGAACGAGGUUCCCCCCAGGGAGGAAGGUCCUGGAGGCCCAAAGGUCUCAGCGAUGGGAGCCGCUGAGACCCCCCACCAUGGAAAAACACACACGUUCACCAAGAAUCAGGUGGCAGGUCCUGGUGGUGACCAUCCCUCACGCUCGCACAUCCCUGCUUCAUCCUCGCACCCAGGGCUGCCCAGUGGACAGGCCCUGCCCACCCUCCCCUCUGCAGCGCCCGCCUUCACCCCACCCGUCUGAGUCAUGCCCCUUCCAGGAGACACCCAAGGGCCCGUCACCCCCAUGCCCCCGCGCCUUCCCUCGGGGCCCCCGGCCUCACUGUUGUAAAUACUGUUGUACAGUUUGUAAUCAGCAAACAGCCCGUUGACGGCCUGGCCUGCGACCCUCCCCUGGAGAAGGGCCGGGGGUGGAGGAGAGUGGCAGGCCGUCUCUGUGUGAGACGCUGUGUAUAUUCCUGUAAGAUUGCAUUUUUACCUAAGGAAUGAUGUUAUUUAAAAAACAAACAAAAAACCCAAAAAACAAGAAUUGCAAAUAAAUUUCUUAACAACGUC
Molecule: messenger RNA, 12899 nt
Organism: Camelus dromedarius (Arabian camel)
Lineage: Eukaryota; Metazoa; Chordata; Mammalia; Artiodactyla; Camelidae
Gene: CACNA1C
Product: calcium voltage-gated channel subunit alpha1 C
Exons: 48
Coding region: 510-7001 (2163 amino acids)
Biological process (GO): calcium ion import across plasma membrane
Cellular component (GO): voltage-gated calcium channel complex; membrane
Molecular function (GO): high voltage-gated calcium channel activity
Source: RefSeq, a predicted model, not a curated record